Molecule: messenger RNA, 2048 nt
Organism: Vespa velutina
Lineage: Eukaryota; Metazoa; Arthropoda; Insecta; Hymenoptera; Vespidae
Exons: 3
Coding region: 1041-1439 (132 amino acids)
Source: RefSeq, a predicted model, not a curated record
AUCAUUUUAUCGUUUAUUAUAUACAUAUAAAAAAAAGAAGAAAAAAAAAAUAGUAUUCAUUUUCUAAUCGAUUUCUUGAAGAUAAUUAAAAGAAGUGAAGAUACACAUAUUGAGUUUCGCAAGCCAACCGUAGGCAUUGCAUUAUACUUAUUAGCAUGUAUUCUAAUGUAAAAUAGGGCAUAUUAAGGGGGUAGACAAUUACUAUGUGUGAUGAAAUGAGAGUAGGCGGUUUAUGGGGGUGACUGCAGACAAACGUCCGUAUACGCAUUGGCGGCUAAGCUAGAAACUUGCGGCCCCGGCGGUGGUUGUGAUUGCGGCGGCACGAUAGUGUCAUAUAAAUCAUAGUGAUUAGAUUAAUCAUGUAAAAAAUCUAAUUAAUAUUAAUAUCACAAUUUUAUUCAAUUCAUUUAUAACAAAUCCUUACCACUUAAAAAUUGUAUUACAAUAAUUUGGAAGAUAAAAAUUUAAAUUUUAUGCAAAAGGCGAUGCACGGCGGCUGUUUUUGCGGCCGUUGAGACGCCGGUAUUGGCGGCUUCAUACAAAAGCAGCCGAACUAGAUCGAGAAUUCAGUUCUCCUUUCGUGAUACGCGUUAUCAGAGAUGACCUAUCUAACUUGUCACAGCAUCCUGCUGUAUCUGUGUAUUCCGGUAUCUCGUUGAUGUUACCAAAAAAAAUUCAUUUUUUUUCCUAUAUUUAGUAACGCGUUGUAUUUUUACUUGUGUACACACGUUUCUUCCUUAUUUUUAUUCAGAUCUUUUAGUAGAAAAAACAAAAAAAAAAAAAAAAAAAAAAAAAAAAAAAAAAAAAGAAAAAAGAAGAUACAAGAAAAAAAAAGGAAGAAAAAGGAAGAAGAAAAAAAUCAAUAAAUAAAUCAAAUCAUUGAUUCUGAUUUAAUAAAAAGUAUACAGUUAAAUAUUAUAUAUCAUUUUUACGAUAAUUCUAAUUGAUUUAAGUUGAUUAAUACAACAAAAUUAGAAUGUGUUCCGUACGUAAGUGAUCUUCAAUGAUAACUAUCUUGCGAAAAAAGAAAUUAAACAACCAUGCGAUUUGGAUUAGUGAUGGUCCUAAUACUUUUCGGAUUCAUUUUGGCGGUGAAUAGCUUGAAAUUUCUAAAUUAUAAUAUUCCGAAUGAUAAAAAACCACCAAGAGAUAGAGAAAUACGUGGUUAUAGACCACCCCAAAUGUCUACUUCCAUUGGAGUAGGAUAUGGUAAAAGAGAUGGAUCUACGGAAAUUUCUAAUCUUAACAAACGAGAUAGAGUACUCAUGUUACUUCUUCGUUAUUUUCCACAAGGAUUUACUCCUGAAUUAAUAUUACGAGAAAUGAAAGCAAAUCCUGUUUUUGCUGGAAAAUUAACAGAAAUGAUAAUCAACGACGAAAAUGGUCAAACGCGAAUUGGAGAACAAUUACAACCAAAAGGAACCAUAUUCGUAUUUUAAACUCUAUAUUGACGAACAUCUAACUAAAAUAUACAAAUUUUUGGCGAUAAAUUUCAAUUCAAUAUCUUAAACACUUCAAAAUUGGAUUUUAUUAUUAAUAAUAAUAAUAAUAAUACUGAUAAUAAUAAUAAUAAUAAUAAUAAUAAUAAUAAUAAUAAUAAUAAUAAUAAUAAUAAUAAUAAUAAUAAUAAUCAUCAUCAUCAUAACAAUAACAAAAACAACAACAACAACAACAAUAUAAUAAUAAUAAUAAUAUUAAUAACAACAACAAUAUAAUUAUGAACUUUUAUUGCUGUAUAAUAUACUAGCCUGUCAAAUCAAUUGUCGCCAAAAUUUGUUAAAAUUUAAAUUUACUUCCUUUUGUAUUAUUCCAUCCUUAUGUCAUCUAAUGAAUUAUUCAACAUGCUUUAUUAAUCAUUUCAUUUAAAAUAAAAGUUAUUGUUGAAUGAAAAUUGUAGUUCUGUCAAUAAAACAUUACAUAUUUACUUUAUUAUCGGUUGUCGAUAAUAUAAUAAAUGAUUUUAUCUAUAGCGAAACGAAAGGGUAUACAUUGUCAAUAAAAAAGGAAAUAAAAAUGUCGAAAGAUCAUAUUUAAUUAAAUAAAAAUCU